Myotis brandtii (Brandt's bat) is the source of this 2641-nucleotide messenger RNA. It is a transcript of the gene ZNF251, whose product is annotated as zinc finger protein 251. Gene Ontology annotation, biological process: regulation of transcription by RNA polymerase II. The record is from RefSeq and is a predicted model, not a curated record. Gene Ontology annotation, molecular function: RNA polymerase II cis-regulatory region sequence-specific DNA binding; DNA-binding transcription factor activity. NCBI's taxonomy places the organism in Eukaryota, Metazoa, Chordata, Mammalia, Chiroptera, Vespertilionidae. The transcript has 4 exons. The coding region runs from base 657 to 2441 and encodes 594 amino acids.
GGAAGCGUCGGGCUGUGUGUGCAGCCCUGGGCUGCCAGAGCUCGCGGGCCGGAGGCGGCCACCGGGGAGACUUGGGAGGAUGAGGACCUCCGCUUGGCUGGCGGGGUGGCGAGGAGAUGGGAGGCGACCCAGGAGGCUGGGGACGAAGGGGUGACAAGGCAGCGAGCUUCUGGCUGCGUCCUGGGUCUCUCACCCUGUGGGUGGGACGGUGGGGGGGCUGCACAGCUUGUGCCAGGUGGGGCUCUAGCCCAGGUGGGCCCGGAAACCGCACCACUGGAGCGGCCAGCUUUCACCCCUCAGCUCCCGGCGGCCCCACCUGGAUUCUGGCGCUGCCAGUUCUAGUGAUUCUCCGUGUCACUGGGCAGUCAGGCACGCGCUGAGUCUUGCUGCGGAGUGACCUGCCUCUGACCAGCAACUUCUCUAAGAGAAUGUGCUCGUGGCCCCAAGGGGCCACUCCAGGAACCUACUAAUGCCACCCUUCACCUGUCCACCCUCACACCCUUUGGGCCCUGGAAGUUAAUGAAGUGAUGUAAUGACACUGAGUGGGUCUGAGUGUGGGUCCCCUCCCUCCGAGGGUGAGCGUUGGAGGCCCAGGCCAGGGCAGCCCCCCUCAGGUCCUGAGUCUUCCUUCAGAUCCUGCUUCCCCAAGAUGGCAGAUGCACUCGGGCUUCCAGCGCCCCAGGUGUGCCCAGUGGGCGCAGCCCCAGGGCAGCGGCCACCUGUCGUUACAGGAGGUGGUGCCGCUGACAUUCCAGGACGUGGCCGUGUACUUCUCUCGCGCGGAGGGGCAGCAGCUGGACCCAGACCAGCGGGCACUGUACAGGGAUGUGAUGCUUGAGAACUACGGGCACGUGGCCUCACUGGGACUCCCUGUCCCUAAGCCAGAGUUGAUCUCCCAGCUGGAGCAAGGUGAAGAGCUGUGGGUCCUGGAUCUCAUGGGAGCUGAGGAACCGGAGCCCUUGAACAGCUGCAGCACAGAUUUUGAGAUUGGGACCGAGAAAGACUUGUCCAUUCUAAACCAGAAAUGCUCUGAAGAAGUAAAAACCCCAGAAGUGAUAUCAAAAAGAUUCUCGGAGUGCAAUCCACAGGCACCUGUGUUGCAGGGAGUUUGGGAACCUGAGGAUAAAGUAGAAGGACACAUGUGGGAUUCUGUUGGGCAGAGUUUCAAGAAACUUCAUCUUCACAAGAGAGUUUUUAGGAAAGAAACUGCCAUGUGCAGGGAAAGGUCUCCAGGAGGAAGAACCCACGAAGGUGGUACCUUUGAUGGAAACUUGAAUCUGAAUCAAAAUGCUGUUAGACUUCAAAGAAAUAAAACAGGAGAGAGAGCUUUUAAAUGUGAAAUAUGCAGCAAAACCUUCAGAUACAAUUCAGACCUAACUAGACAUCAGAGAAGUCACACUGGGGAAAAACCUUACAAAUGCGGUCAGUGUGGGCGAGCCUUUGCUCUCAGCUCAGGCCUAAUUCUGCACCACCAAGUUCACACUGGAAGUAAACCAUUUAAAUGUAAUGAAUGUGGGAAGACUUUUCGUCUCAAUUCCCACCUAGUUCUCCAUCAGAGACUUCAUACUGGAGAAAAACCUUUCAGUUGUAGUGAAUGUGGGAAGGCCUUCAGUCGUAGUUCAAGUCUUAUUCAACAUCGAAUCAUUCACACAGGAGAGAAACCAUACAAAUGCAAUGAAUGUGGAAAAGGCUUCAGCCAGAGCCCGCAGUUAACACAGCAUCAGAGAAUACACACUGGCGAGAGACCACACGGGUGUGAUCAGUGUGGGAAGGCCUUCAGUCGAAGUUCAAGCCUUAUUCAGCACCAGAGGAUCCACACUGGAGAGAAGCCCCAUGUAUGUGACCAGUGUGGGAAGGCCUUCAGUCAGAGCUCAAGCCUUUUUCUCCAUCACAGGGUGCACACUGGAGAGAAGCCCUAUGUUUGUAAUGAGUGUGGCAAAGCCUUUGGUUUUAACUCUCACCUCACUGAACAUGUAAGGAUCCACACGGGAGAGAAGCCCUAUAUUUGUAAUGAGUGCGGCAAAGCCUUUAGCCGGAGUUCAACUCUUGUUCAGCAUCGAAGGGUUCACACUGGGGAGAAGCCUUACCAGUGCAUUGAAUGUGGGAAAGCCUUCAGUCAGAGCUCACAACUUGCCCUACACCGAAGAGUUCAUACUGGAGAAAAGCCCUAUGAGUGUGGUGAUUGUGGAAAGGCCUUCAGCAGGAGGUCAACCCUCACUCAACAUCAGAGAGUUCAUACUGGAGGGAGCUCUCAUGCAUACAGAAAGUGUGGUUCAGCCUUUGUUCCUGGCUCCAGCCUUAGGCCACAUGGACAGAUGCCCACUGGAGAGAAACACUCUGUGUGUGAUGGACACAACAGAGCCUUCAGUCGUGGCACGAACCUUGUUCUGCAUUGGGCGAUUCACAAACGUUUCAUGUUUUCAGAAUCAGUCACUGUGUAGCCUUUUGAAUCUGGCUUCUUUGAUUUAACUACAGAUUCAUCGUGAUGUUGUGUGUGCCAGUAGUUCCUCCCUUUUUACUGCCCAGUAGCAUCCAUUGUACAGAGGAGGCAGUUUGUUGACCCAUUCCCCACUGAAGAGUAUUUGGGUUGCUCUGUCUGGAGCAAGUAUGAAUAAAGCUGCUAUAAGCAUUUAUGACAGGC